AUGAGUAUGACUUCCAGCGUACGAGUUGAAUGGAUCGCAGCAGUUACCACAGCUGCUGGGACAGCUGCAAUUGGUUAUCUAGCUUACAAAAGAUUUUAUGUUAAAGAUCAUCGCAACAAAUCUAUGGUAAACCCUCACAUACAGAAAGACAACCACAAGGUGGUACAUGCUUUUGACAUGGAGGAUUUGGGAGAUAAAGCUGUGUACUGCCGUUGUUGGAGGUCCAAAAAGUUUCCACUCUGUGAUGGAUCUCACACAAAACACAAUGAAGAAACUGGAGACAAUGUGGGACCUCUGAUCAUUAAGAAAAAAGAUACUUAAAUGGAUGCUUGAUGCUGCAAACCAACUUGUCAUGAUGUUUUCUGAUUGUUUAAUUAGAGUGACUACAACCUCUGUCUAAUUCACCUCCGUUCUAGAUGUGGUAUAUUGCAAACUACAGCUUUCAU
This is a messenger RNA of Hippopotamus amphibius kiboko, 446 nucleotides long. RefSeq names its product CDGSH iron-sulfur domain-containing protein 1-like. The record is from RefSeq and is a predicted model, not a curated record. The transcript has a single exon. Lineage: Eukaryota; Metazoa; Chordata; Mammalia; Artiodactyla; Hippopotamidae. The coding region runs from base 1 to 321 and encodes 106 amino acids. Gene Ontology annotation, molecular function: 2 iron, 2 sulfur cluster binding. Gene Ontology annotation, cellular component: mitochondrial outer membrane; intracellular membrane-bounded organelle. Gene Ontology annotation, biological process: regulation of autophagy.